Molecule: messenger RNA, 489 nt
Organism: Cucumis melo (muskmelon)
Lineage: Eukaryota; Viridiplantae; Streptophyta; Magnoliopsida; Cucurbitales; Cucurbitaceae
Product: B-box domain protein 30-like
Exons: 1
Coding region: 44-427 (127 amino acids)
Molecular function (GO): zinc ion binding
Source: RefSeq, a predicted model, not a curated record
ACAAGAAUCUGAAUCCAAUCCAAGAGAUUUGGAGUUGAAGAUUAUGAAGAACAUCAAGUGCGAGCUUUGCGAUUGUAGAGCUAACGCGUAUUGUGAAUCGGAUGAAGCCAGUUUGUGUUGGAGCUGCGAUUCUAAAGUUCAUUCAGCUAAUUUCAUUGUUGAAAAGCAUUCAAGGAUUUUGCUUUGCCAAAUUUGCCAAUCUCCCACUCCUUGGACUGCCACCGGCCCCAAGCUUGGCCCUACUCUUUCUCUUUGUCAGUUUUGUGUUGUUCCUCAAAAUGUUGCUUCUUUACAGUUUCAUCAUCAGGAUCAUCUCCAUUCUGGUUCCUCUACCACCAGGGAUUUUGAUCAUCGUCAUCAUCAUAGUGGGGAUGAUGAAGAGAAUCAAGUGGUUCCACUGUCGCCACCACCUCCAGUUUCGAGCUAGUUCUUUCUCCUCUCCAUUGUUUCUUCUUCUUUAUCGUUUACAUCUCUUCAGUAAUAACAUUG